Eimeria acervulina is the source of this 402-nucleotide messenger RNA. Its product is annotated as 60S ribosomal protein L14, putative. Gene Ontology annotation, cellular component: cytosolic large ribosomal subunit; ribosome. Gene Ontology annotation, biological process: ribosomal large subunit biogenesis; translation. The transcript is spliced from 3 exons. The record is from RefSeq and is a predicted model, not a curated record. Gene Ontology annotation, molecular function: RNA binding; structural constituent of ribosome. The coding region runs from base 1 to 402 and encodes 133 amino acids. NCBI's taxonomy places the organism in Eukaryota, Apicomplexa, Conoidasida, Eucoccidiorida, Eimeriidae.
AUGGCGCUCUUUAGGAGGUUCAUUGAGCCUGGCCGCCUGUGCGUGGUGCAGUAUGGUCCUGACGAAGGCAAGCUUUGCUUCGUUGUGGACAUCAUCAACCUCAACCGCGUCCUCGUUGAUGGAGCGGGCGUGACGGGAGUGAAGCGUCAGGCGAUUCCAAUUCGGCGUGUGGCGCUCACUGACAUGCGUUUGAAGAUCCCCCACGGCGUUCGUUCUGUAACGCUGCGGAAGGCACUGGAAAAAGACGAUGUAAUUGCAAAGUUUAAUGAAACUGCAUGGGGAAAAAGACGCAUAGCGAAGCAGCGCCGCGCCGCGCUGACAGACUUUGAACGGUUCAAGGUAAUGGUGGCGAGGAAGCAGAGGGCUCAGGCUGUGCGCAGCAAGCUUUCUAAGAGAAAGUAA